Messenger RNA from Cryptomeria japonica (Japanese cedar), 537 nucleotides. RefSeq lists its product as uncharacterized. Bases 1 to 537 code for a protein of 178 amino acids. The record is from RefSeq and is a predicted model, not a curated record. NCBI's taxonomy places the organism in Eukaryota, Viridiplantae, Streptophyta, Pinopsida, Cupressales, Cupressaceae. Gene Ontology annotation, molecular function: nucleic acid binding. The transcript has a single exon.
AUGAAGAUCAUUAAGAGAACUCUUGAGAAGAACAAAAGAGCUCGGGACUCCAAGUUGAAAAUGGCAUUAUGGGCAGAUAGAAUCACUAUCAAGAAGGCCAUAGGAACAUCUCCUUUUGAAAUAGUGUAUGGAUCUAAAGCAAGUAUACCAGUGAAUAGCAUGCUACUUGUGUAUAAGUUCAGCUAUGAGAAUGACCUAAAAAUAUUAGAUCCACUGAGAUUAAGGAUGGAACAACUUGCAGAGUUGGAUGAAGCCAAAAAUGAUGCCCACAAAAGGAACCUGAAGAUGCAACAAAGGAGCAAGUACCUAUUUGACAAAAAGGCAUCAGAAAGAAAAUUUGAAGCCAAUGAAUUGGUGUUGCUCUGGAAUGCCAGAGCUCAAGAUAAGGGUAAGCAUGGCAAAUUUGAAGCCAUAUGGCUGGGACCUUUUGUUAUUGCAGAAAGACAUGGUGAGGAUUCAUAUUUUCUCACAAACCUGAAUGGUGAAAUACAGGAACUGCUCGUGCAUGGACAAUUCCUAAAACAUUUCUUUGCUUAA